Molecule: messenger RNA, 2496 nt
Organism: Echinococcus granulosus
Lineage: Eukaryota; Metazoa; Platyhelminthes; Cestoda; Cyclophyllidea; Taeniidae
Exons: 2
Coding region: 1-2496 (831 amino acids)
Source: RefSeq, a predicted model, not a curated record
AUGUCUACAGUAUCAGCUGACGAAUGCUACUCCAAUGUGGACAGUCUAGAAGAGCUGCGUCGCAUCUGUGGCGAACGAGAUGCCACCAUAAACAAGUUAAAAAUACUUCUCGUCCGCAAGAACAAGACAAUAGCCUCUCUAGAAGAGGAAGUCUCUUACCUUAAGACUGCUAACCAAAUGGUGGACCAACAGACAGGUGAAACGACCAGUGAAGUUGCCAAGCUGAAGAGUAUUCUUUCUCGUCAGCAAAUCGAUCUUGAACAAAGUAAAAUGGAAGUGGAAACCCUAUCUAAAAUGAGCAGCGAUUUGCAAAGAUCUUUUGCUGCGGUGAAACAAGAGCGAGAUACCUUCAAAUCCGAGGUAUCCCGGCUUAUGAAUGAUCUGGUUACCGCUAACGCUCAAACCACGGAGUUGUACGCCAUCGCCUCCAAAUGUUCACCGCUACCCAACAAUUUCCUCACUCAUUCCCACAAUCAACACGCAUUUAUUCUUGCCACUUUCAAGAACCUUGCUGAAGGUAAUAAUAAAUCAAACCCCGAUUUACCUAUCCUUCAUGUACUCCGAAGUAUUCAACUCGAGAUGGAUCGAUUGCGGGGUAUCAAAGGAGCUGAUAGUUUAGUUGUCAGCAGUCCAGGGGAGCUGCUUCCUCUCUUAGAAGGAUUUUCCACAUAUCUGAAGCAGUGCUCACCAGAUCGGCUGCGACUAUCACUGCGCGUACAUGAGGACAAGAUUAGGUCCUAUUUCACAGAUAUUUCACGCUCUCACAAUGAAGUGACGUCAUUGCUCAAGGAUUUCACACGGUUCUUCAAUUCAUCUGUUCAGCUAAUUUUAUCUACUGUUAAUAAAUUGGAUUCCCAUUCACCACGUCAUGUAAAGACAGAUUUGCUUCACAAGGAAUUUUCGGUUCUGAAAGGCGAUUUAGAUUCUAUAAAGGAUGCUAUGAUGCUGCAUAUGUCAUCGUUUGUUGAAAACACUUCCGCGCUAAGAAAGCAGAUCACAUCCGCUCUUAUUAGCAAGUCGCUGCCAACGCAGACACAUCACUCUCCCACAGUGGAUGAUAUGAUUUCGCAUAACUUCAAAUUUAGAUCAAUCCUUUCUGUCGUCUCUUCACUUCAGAACGACUUGACAGAAGUCAAGACAACAGUAAGUCAGUGGUUGACUUCGCUACAGGCUCAAAUCCAUGAUAUUCAGCACUUUCACGGGAAACUCAUAUCGGAAAUCAGUCAGCGGUCGCCACCACCGCCGCCAUACAGUGAAUGCAUCAAUGUUCCCAAUUCGUCCACUUUGGAAGCUCUUCUUACUGACGUUUGGCAACUCAAAGACUCUCUGUCGGGAGUGAGAUACUCCCUUACAGAGGAGUUCUUGAGUCUUCAAAAACAUGUGAAGGGUAUUGAACUUAUCCGCCGCAAACUUAUGUGUCAACUGCACAACAAAGUCACUAAGUUGCGAAGUGACGCAACUGAUAUCCGCAGGGAGAUGCACGAACUUGUCUCCUCCUCGAAUCACCAAAUCACUGCCAUUACCACUUACGUCCACUCCAUCGAAAACAUGCGACUUAAAGGCUUUGAGGAGGUCCAACGUCAGCGUUUUAAGGACUAUGAUCGUCUGGUGCGAGAUAAAGAGUCCGAGAUUGGUCAGUUGAGGGAGUCUUGCGACCGCCUCUCCGAUGAAUGUGACCGAUUUGGUGCGAUGCGAGAGGCUCUGCGCCAACUAAUUCUCACUUCGGCUACUUCUUCUGUGUCUCUUAGUGGUCUUAGCACCGAAGAUGCUACUCUAGUCACUGAUCUUUCCAGCCACCUGAAUCGCUCGCAAGCAACACAGCUAGAGUUGGUUGAGCAAACACAAGCAAUCGCCUCUCUUCAGUCCGAUCUAGCCGCCAAGACUGCGGCACUAGAUGCGGCAGUAGUGCGGGCGACUGAAGCCGAGACAAGUGCUGCGGAGUCGGCAGCGGAGGCGUCCGGACUGCAGGAAAAGCUGAAUUUAGUGAAAAGACUCCUAGUGCGUGUACGAAAGGACGCCUCAGAGACGGAGAAGCGUGCGCUGCGGGUAGUAGAGAUGGAGGCAAAGGUAACAGAGUUGACCCAGGCUUUGGAUAAAUCGCAGUGCCACGAGGAGGCAGCACAAGCGAAGCUGGCGGAGGUGAUGGCGGAGCGAGAGAGAUUGGUGGGGAAAGUAGCCUCGUUGCAGAAACAAUACGAAUCCUACAAAGUCAAGGCCCUGCUUGCGUUGCGCAACGGCAAGGAGCACCCAGAGGAAGGCAACAUCACAGGUGAUAGUAGCAGUGGUACUGGAACUGAAGGAAUCGGAGGUGGCGCCAGUACCCCACUGUCGUGGCGCUAUGAGUGCUCUAGUCUGGUGCAAACCGAGGUGGUGCGACUUAAGGAGCGAGUAAGAGAAUUGGAAGCUUUGUUGGGGCAGACCACCGCUCGGCUCAACUCUGCACUGAUUGACCUUGAGGCAGCUAACUUCGCACUGGCGGAGGAGAGGGAGAAGUGA